UCGUGCCAACCCAGGUGAAGAUCGGUUUGAUCAACAUGCUCUCGGAAACCGGGCUGCAGGUCAUAGAGGCCACCAGCUUUGUGUCCCCCAAGUGGGUCCCGCAGAUGGCUGACCACACUGAAGUUAUGCAAGGGAUUAAUAAGCUACCUGGUGUUAGUUAUCCUGUCCUGACUCCCAACCUGAAAGGAUUUCAAGCAGCGGUGGCAGCAGGGGCCAAAGAAGUGUCUAUCUUUGGAGCAGCAUCGGAACUGUUCACUAAGAAGAACAUUAACUGCUCCAUAGAGGAGAGUUUGGAAAGAUUUGAUGAAGUUAUGACAGCAGCAAGAGCAGCCAGCAUUCCUGUGCGGGGCUAUGUUUCCUGUGUUCUUGGCUGUCCCUAUGAAGGGAAGAUUUCUCCAGCUAAGGUUGCGGAGGUCUCCAAGAAGAUGUACUCGAUGGGGUGUUACGAGAUCUCCCUUGGUGACACCAUUGGCAUUGGGACCCCAGGCAGCAUGAAGGAGAUGUUGACAGCAGUCAUGAAAGAGGUGCCAGUUGGGGCUCUUGCUGUUCACUGCCACGAUACCUACGGACAAGCUCUUGCCAACAUCUUGGUAGCACUUCAGAUGGGUGUCAGUGUGGUUGAUGCUUCCGUUGCUGGCCUUGGAGGCUGCCCUUAUGCCCAAGGAGCGUCAGGAAACGUUGCUACGGAGGACUUGGUGUACAUGCUGAAUGGCCUGGGGAUCCACACGGGUGUGGAUCUGCAGAAGCUGAUGGAUACGGGUACAUUUAUUUGCAAUGCUCUAAACAGAAGAACUAAUUCCAAAGUGUCCCAGGCAAGUUGUAGACUGUGAUACUGCAUCAAGUUCGCACCUGAAGCAAGUUGGAGGAGAAAGCAAG
Messenger RNA from Tinamus guttatus (white-throated tinamou), 876 nucleotides. NCBI's taxonomy places the organism in Eukaryota, Metazoa, Chordata, Aves, Tinamiformes, Tinamidae. The record is from RefSeq and is a predicted model, not a curated record.